AUGCAACCAACUAUAGAAGAAAGCUUUGUGAGAUAUGUCAAGGAGUAUCAAGAAAUGUGCGGUAGUUAUGUGCAUGUCUACCAAAAACCACCUACUCCACUAGAGUUCUUACGGACCAGCGUACAUCCCAAUCGUCCCGCUAUUAUCAAAGGGGCAUUUGAUGACUGGCCGGCUCGGACCAAAUGGACCAACCAAUACCUGCGUUCAACUAUGGGCAAAGUACCUAUUACUGUUGCGAUCACCCCUAACGGAUACGCAGAUGCAGUGACUCUUGAUAAAAUCACCGGGAAAGAGUAUUUUGCUAUGCCUUAUGAAAAGGUCAUGCCUUUCGAUAGAUUUAUUGACACCAUAGAAGGCAAAGAGAAUAGCCCAAACAAGCAUUAUAUAUCUCUACAGAAUGGAAGUUUACCAGCAGAGUUUUCACCUCUAGAGAAAGAUGUAGCACCGCAUAUUGACUGGUGCAGCGAAGCCCUUGGCAAGCAACCAGACGCAGUUAAUUUCUGGUUUGGUGAUAGUGGAAGCACUACCUCACUUCACAAGGACCCUUAUGAGAAUUGUUAUGCUGUGAUUCGUGGUGAAAAGACGUUUGUACUCUUUCCACCUUCCGAGUACUAUUGUAUGCAUGAAUCCAUAUAUCCCGGUGCUGUUUAUGAACCAAACUCUACGACCGGAAGCCUAGAGUUGGUCCCUAUACAUCCUCCCACUAAGACACCAUGGAUCCCAGUCGAUCCUCUCUCACCGGAUUACACCAGAUUUCCGCGUUUCAGACAUGCCAAACCCUUGAUAAUUACUGUACAGGAAGGAGAUAUGCUUUAUCUACCAGCUCUCUGGUUCCAUCAUGUUCUUCAAAAUGGUGACCAAGGCGUUAUUGCAAUCAACUAUUGGUAUGAUAUGGAGUACACAAAUUCUCUCUUCCCUACAAUGGGACUCUUCCGUGACUUGGUUGCAGGUGUACUGGACGGUACUAAUCUUCACUCAAGCGACAGUGAUAAAAACAGUGAUAGCGAAUAA
Molecule: messenger RNA, 1011 nt
Organism: Phycomyces blakesleeanus NRRL 1555(-)
Lineage: Eukaryota; Fungi; Mucoromycota; Mucoromycetes; Mucorales; Phycomycetaceae
Exons: 8
Coding region: 1-1011 (336 amino acids)
Molecular function (GO): 2-oxoglutarate-dependent dioxygenase activity
Source: RefSeq, a predicted model, not a curated record